AUGGCCAAUGAAGAAAGUGUUAUGGCUGUAAUCAGAGCUACACGGCCUAAUUUUCGCAAUGGGCACGAUAAAGUUGGGUUUGCAGUACAUGCAAUGUUCUUGAAUUCUGGGUAUUUUCUUACUGCGACAGGAUCUGCAGCUUAUUCAGACACCAUUCUGACUUGUCCACCUUCAGACGAGGUUGGAAUCGACGGAUGGAACCAAAGUGAGUGUUCUUAUGGGUUCGUUUACUCGAAAAUUGAUAAGGCCGGUGCCAAGUAUACAGUACUACUCAAGUGUUUGGUCAUGGGAGAUUUCUUGGUGAUAGAUUUUAUAAGUAGUAAAUAUCCAGAUAAGGAACCCCUCGGCCUUCGAAUCAAUGUUAAUGAUUGUAACGGUGGGGGAGACGAAAGGCCGACAAAUUUUGCCAACCAGUUUAGGAAUUUUGAUGAGCUUGUAAAGAAGUUGAAUGUGGAGAUAUUCUGUAAGUUGAAUGUAGAGAUUUUGAUCAACCCUGGUCUCCAGACAUUGUUGAUGAUAACCCGGUGUAGUAAUCAUGAGAGCUUCAGAUUCUGA
Messenger RNA from Papaver somniferum (opium poppy), 555 nucleotides. Its product is annotated as probable proteasome inhibitor. Gene Ontology annotation, biological process: proteasome-mediated ubiquitin-dependent protein catabolic process. NCBI's taxonomy places the organism in Eukaryota, Viridiplantae, Streptophyta, Magnoliopsida, Ranunculales, Papaveraceae. Gene Ontology annotation, molecular function: endopeptidase inhibitor activity; proteasome binding. The transcript has a single exon. The coding region runs from base 1 to 555 and encodes 184 amino acids. The record is from RefSeq and is a predicted model, not a curated record.